Ostreococcus lucimarinus CCE9901 is the source of this 822-nucleotide messenger RNA. RefSeq lists its product with no specific name. The record is from RefSeq and is a predicted model, not a curated record. Gene Ontology annotation, cellular component: nucleus. Bases 1 to 822 code for a protein of 273 amino acids. NCBI's taxonomy places the organism in Eukaryota, Viridiplantae, Chlorophyta, Mamiellophyceae, Mamiellales, Bathycoccaceae. Gene Ontology annotation, molecular function: DNA-(apurinic or apyrimidinic site) endonuclease activity; oxidized pyrimidine nucleobase lesion DNA N-glycosylase activity; DNA binding. Gene Ontology annotation, biological process: nucleotide-excision repair; base-excision repair; base-excision repair, AP site formation. The transcript has a single exon.
AUGGCGUUCGAGCCCGCGCGCGAGACGACGGCGCCGGAGGGAUGGGAAAAGACGCUGGCGACGAUCAAGCGUUGGCGCGCGGAGGGACCGCGGGCGGCGGUGGACACGAUGGGGUGCGAAAAGAUCGCCGACGUCGAGGGCGAGGGCGGCGCGAUGGAUGAGGAAAAGUAUCGGAGAUAUUUGACGCUCACGAGCGCGAUGCUGAGCUCGCAGACGAGGGACGAGAUCAAUCACGCGGCGAUGGCGCGACUGCGCGCGCACGGGUGCACGCCGGAGAACGUGCUGAACACGGAUGAGGACGCCCUGGACGCGAUGCUGAACCCGGUGGGAUUUCACAGGCGCAAGGCGCAAUAUUUACGGGCGACGGCGAAGAUUUUAUUGGACGAGUACGACGGGGACAUUCCCUCGAGCGUCGAGACGCUGUGCGCGCUGCCGGGCGUCGGACCGAAGAUGGCGUACUUGGUCAUGAACGUCGGAUGGCAAAAGCCGACGGGAAUUUGCGUCGACGUGCACGUGCAUCGAAUCACCGAGCGCCUCGGGUGGACGCCCGAGCGCGCGAUCGGUAAGAAUGGAUCGCCGCGUAAAAAGACGCCCGAGGACACGCGCGCGUCGCUCGAGCGUUGGCUUCCCCGGGACGAGUGGAUCGAGAUCAACCCGCUGUUGGUGGGCUUCGGCCAGCUCACGUGCACGCCGCUUCGACCGAAGUGCGCCGAGUGCCCGCUCGCCGCCGACGCGUCGUGCCCGUCCGCGUUCAAGGAAUCCGCGACGCCGACGUCCGAAAAGCGUCGAGCGAAAAAAAUCAAGCUCGAGCCCGACGCGUGA